Molecule: messenger RNA, 13076 nt
Organism: Petromyzon marinus (sea lamprey)
Lineage: Eukaryota; Metazoa; Chordata; Hyperoartia; Petromyzontiformes; Petromyzontidae
Product: serine/threonine-protein phosphatase 6 regulatory ankyrin repeat subunit C-like
Molecular function (GO): protein binding
Source: RefSeq, a predicted model, not a curated record
GUAUAAGUGCACGGGGUGAUCAAUAAGGCCUGAAUUGGUCUGUAAUAAAGUAGGCAAUGAUAAGGGGUAUUGCCACCACCUCCCAACUCCGUGCUGCCCCCGUGACCUCUGUUCACCAUCAUGCCCAUUUUGUGUUGCCUUGCAAAAGCCAUGCCUUUCUUGUGCCCUCUGUUACUAAUAUGCACCACCCUGUUUAUCCCCCUGUGCCGCCCCCUAAACUGCCCAGAAUCUCCGUGCUCUGCUCUGUACCCCCUGUAGCUCCUGUGUCUCCCUGUGAUUUCUAUUGCUGCCCGUGUGGCACUCCGUAUGGUGAUGUGCUGCCCUGUACCGCACCCCUCUUCGCUUUCUGUACAGCCAAUUCUCCCUUCGCCAGCUUGCGUUGCUCUGUACUAAUGGUAACUUCCGUUACAUUUCUGCCUUGCCAUGUGCUGUUGCGUGUCAUACUCGGAAUCUCUCAGAGUCUUUAUUUAUCCUGGAAGAAUCCAAUGAGCUAUGAAGCUCUUUUUCACGGAUGUUCCUUUUUGCACCACCUUGCAUCUGUGCGUACUUGCCCGCUAAUGUCAUGCAUAUCCUUUCUCUCUCCUUUCCCCUGCACCACCACCCUCUCUUCAUCCCUGUCGAAUUCUGUGCAGUCUUGUUCAACCACGUAUAUAAAUCAACCAUUUGCCUCUACACCAUACAGCACCGGCUUGUACCACCAAGUGACUCCCAGCAUCCCUUAAGUACAUUUCUGCACCUUUCCUCACCGCCUAGCACCUCUAUGCACCUUCCAGCUCAUAUUUGUACCUCCCAACGUAUCGCCAGGUCACGCAGGACAGCGAUGUGCGUGUGUGCGUGCCUGUGUGGCACACACAAGCGGGACUUACCGAGGCGUGCACUAACAGCACUGACAGAUAAAUUAGGAGAGAGAGAGAGAGAGAAAAAUAAUAAAAACUGAAAAAAAUGCAAUCAAUGCGUGUGGCUGGUUAGGAUAUCGAUCUGGCUCGGGUUUCUGCCAUGAACGUUACCGUGUUGCGCAGCUGCUGCUUUUUCCUCGCGGAUUCGAGUUUAGUUUAUACGUCAACGCUCGCGACGCUUCGCGCCGCCGUUUUGACGGCGUGAUGGCGUAAAUUGAUUGUAAUUGACCGGUUGGUGUCUUUCCCUCUGUAGGUGCCUUUUGAGAUGCGUGCUUCAUUACGCAGCGGGUUUUCAAUUAAGAUGCAAAUUUUCCAUGGCCCGCUCUAGUGGACUCGUCCGCGAUCGGUCGCCAUGGUAAUGUAGUUGCUGGUUACUGCCGCUGCCUAACCCCCCCCCCAAGGGGGGUGAAGCCCCCCCCCCUCCCCCAAGGGGGUCCACCAGGUUAGCUGGCCAUGUAGAUGCCUGCCUGUGCCUGUGAACGUAGGGACAGCCUCGAUAAUUAUAAUUCAUAAGUAGCGCGAUGGCUAUUCGCUCCGUUCUUAUAGUGCAAGGCAAGUCACGGAGGCGCACAUUUUUACAGACAAAUAUAGUCCGCUAGUAGAGAGCGCCAUUGUUACGAAGGCUUUGCCCAUCUAAUUUGCAACGUCAUUUCUCAAAUGUUGCAGAUUUUAUAUCGUUACACCAUGCUCGCGUUGACCUCAUCUUUUUGAAUCGCGUCACGGAAUCUUUGUCGUUCAUCACCUUGAAGCAGAUGGGACUGUAGUGUUUUUUGGUUAAUACACCCCGCGGUGUUAACCAGGGUGGCCGCUGGGCUCGAACCUCAAACGAGCAGCAAGCGCUCCACCACGAGACCAUGGCACCCACUGCCGCCUGAUGGACGGCGCUGCUUCCAAACCCAUGGGCGCUGGAAACAUUGAGGGCCUGUUUCGUGUGUCGGCAGAAGCUGCUUUUACAGCUGUCACCGUCGGCCUUGAUCUGUCCACUGCUGCAUUAAGAACUCCCCAAAGCAUCGCCAUCUCUCGCGGGCUGGCAUGGGGUUUGCUUACAUUGUAAAAGCAACGAUUCAUCUUUAUUCUGCACACGCGGUGAUUUCAUCACUUGAUAAACCACCGCAAGCCGUCUCGACCUCCAUUACCCACAAGCAAUAAUCUCUCAACUGCUGGUUGAAGGCCUUCCCACUCUCUCACCAUCCCUAAUGCUCUUGUGUGGGUAGUGGUCUCGCAAAACAACGAUCCAUCACGCUCCUUUACACAAGCUGCUAUUAUCGUGUCAUCAACCACCACAAGCCAUCUCAAACACCGCAAACUGGCUUUACACUGUUGAUGGGCUCAAAGUCGAGUCCAUUUUUUGCAACAUCAGCGGUUCCUAUUCUCGCCGGAGUUACAGCGACCGCCUUAAUAAGAAGGUCAUCUUUGAAUGCAAAAUCCUUGGAGACUGCGUUGGCAUCUGCGUAGAAGGAGAGGCUGAGUAUAUAAGUUGUCUGGUAUUUUUAGCCAUUUGGAGGUCGGCCAACAAAAAUAUCAAGUGUUUCCCAUUGUCUUAACAGACUCUUGCUUCUCAUUUUUCAUUCCUCACUUUGACUCGGCCUGUACAUGUUGUGCUCGUCUUUUCCAUACCGUCAGUUUUCUCUGCCCCUCCCUGUCCUGCCCUCUACUGCCUUGUACUCAACUGUUGUAUCUCCUUGUAUUUCCCUGCAUCUCCGUAAGCAUCCUGUACGGCCAUGUAACUCUAUGGUGAACUUGCUGAUCUCCAAGGGCGCCAACGUGAAUGCGAUGGACAAGAGGGAGCGGAGAGCCGUGCACUGGGCCGGCUACAUGGGCCACACGGAGGUGGUGAAGAUGCUGCUGAGCAACGGCGCGGACGUGAACUGGAAAGACAAGAAGGGCUACACCCCACUGCACGCCGCCGCUGCCAGCGGACACGUCACCGUCGUGAGGCUGCUGCUGAGUCUCAAAGCGGAAAUGAACGAGUUCAACGGCUUCGGCAACACGGCGCUGCACGUGGCGUGCCACAACGGGCAGGACGCCGUCGUGAGCGAGCUGCUGGACGCCGGCGCCGACGCCGGCCACCGCAACGAGCGGGGCUUCACCGCGCUUCACUUCGCCGCCGCAUCCACGCACGGCGCCAUCUGCCUGGAGCUGCUGGUCAACCACCACGCCGACGUGAACGCGCAGAGCUACGAUGGGAAGAGCCCACUGCACAUGACCGCAAUUCAUGGACGAUUCACAAGAUCACAGACUCUGAUUCAGAACGGUGGUGAGAUCGACUGCGGGGACAAGGAGGGGAACACGCCGCUGCACAUCGCCGCACGCUAUGGCCACGAGCUGCUCAUCAACACCCUCAUCUCCAACGGCGCCGAUGCUGCCAGGAGGGGCAGCCACGGGAUGUUUCCGCUGCACCUGGCGGCGCUGAGCGGUUUCUCCGACUGCUGCCGCAAGCUCCUCACGCCGGGCUUUGACGUGGACGCUGUGGAUGAGUUUGGGCGAACCUGUCUGCACGCUGCCGCAGCCGGCGGAAACGCCGAGUGCAUCAACCUCCUGCUGUCCAGUGGCGCCGACCUGGGCAAGAAGGACCGCUAUGGCAGGACGGCGCUGCACUACGCGGCCGCCAGCUGCCACUACUUGUCGCUGGUGAAGCUGGUGCUGUCGGGGGCAGCGCCCAACGAGCUGGACGCGCGGGGGUGCAGCCCGCUGCACUACACCGCCGGCGCCGACCGAGACGCCAGGAAGAACAAUUUGUUGGAAAGUUGUGACGUGGAGGAAGCCGGUAGUUCGCUUGACAAAUUGCAGAAGGAUGCGCUGAUGUGCCUGGAGCACCUCCUGCAGAACGGAGCGGAGCCGGCGCUGCGCGACAAACAGGGCUACACGGCGGCGCAUUACGCCGCAGCCUUCGGGCACCGGCUGUGCCUCGAGCUUUUGCUGGACAUGGCGGGAGCGGAGUUGCUUCGCGAUCCCGACAGCCGCUCGCUCGUCAGCCCCCUGCACCUGGCCGCCUACCACGGACACCACCAGGCACUGGAGGUGCUGCUGCGCUUCGUGGGCGAGGCAGACCUGCGCGACGGGCACGGCCGCGCGCCUCUGGAGCUGGCGGCGGCACGGGGCCACACGGAAUGCGUCGAGACGCUGCUGGCGAACGGGGCCUGCGCCGGCGCCAGCAGCGGCACCGCCGCCAAGCGCUGCCCGCUGCACUCCGCCGCGUGUAACGGCCACGCCGAGAGCCUCCGAGUUCUGCUCGAGUGUAAGGAGGGGAUCGCUGCGGUGGACUCGCAGGACUCCGAGGGGCAGACGCCGCUGAUGCUAGCCGUCACCAACGGGCACACGGACUGCGUGCUGCUGCUGAUGGACAAGGGCGCCAACCCUGACGCCGUCGACCUCCAGAAACACACCGCUCUGCACCGCGGGGCGGCGACGGGGCACGAGGAGUGCGUGGAGGCAGUGCUGCAGCACGAGGCGAGCGUGAGCCUCCGCGACACGCACGGCCGCACGCCGCUCCACCUGGCGUGCGCGUGCGGCCACGCCGGGGUGCUGGCGCAGCUCCUGCAGGCGCCGCGCGCCUCCCCGGCCACGCUGCGAGGCGCCGACAAGUGGGGCUACACGCCGCUCCACUGGGCCUCCUACCACGGCCACGAGGCGUGCGUUGAGCUGCUGCUGGAGCAGCUCUGCCAGAAGUUCGAGGGGAACCCCUUCACUCCGUUGCACUGUGCCGUAAUGAACGAUAACGAGAGCUGUGCGGAGAUGCUCAUUGAUGCCAUGGGAGCCAAGAUUGUGAUGUGCCAGGACGGCAAGGGGCGGACGCCGCUGCACGCAGCCGCCUUCGCCGACAACGUGGAGUGUGCGCAGCUGCUGCUGAGCCACGGCGCACGCGUGGACGCCACGGACCGGCGCGGCCGCACGCCGCUCAUGACGGGCGCGCUGCAGGGGCAGUCGGGCAUCGUGGAGUACCUGGUGAACAACACCAAGGGUGAUCUCUCUCUCACCGAUGAUAAAAAGAACACAGCGCUGCACCUCGCCUGCGGGAAGGGUCACGAGACGUGCGCUCUCCUCCUGCUGGAGAAGGUGGAGGUCGUUGCCCUCAUUGACUGCCCCAACCGCAACCAGCACACGCCACUGCACUUGGCCGCGCGCAAUGGCCUCUCCACCGUGGUGCAGGACCUUCUGAGCAAGGGGGCCAGCGUGUUGGCUCUCGACGAAAACGGUCACACGCCCGCCCUGGCAUGCGCCCCUAACAAAGACGUGGCCGACUGCCUGGCCCUAAUCCUGGCCACGAUGAUGCCCCUGUGUCCGGGGCUGGGCAGCCCCGCCCUGGGCCUCAGCGCCCUGUGCCGCCGUUCGGGGAGCCUGGGCCCGCUGAAAAGCGCGCUCUACUCCGCCGCCGAGGAGACGUACAACGGCGCGGGAAUUCUCGGCGUGGCCGCGUACGCGCGUGCCGUUGGUAGCGUAGCCUGCGGCGGCGGCCGUGGCGGCGGCGGCGGCGUCGACUCGUACGCCGGCGCCACCGACGAUUACGAUGACAUCGUCGACUCGGACUCCGAGACGUACUGAGCGCGACGCACGCUGGCUCUGCUCUACCCGCCCCCCCUCCUGCCUCCCAACCCCCCCCCCCCCUCCCUCGCGCUUUGUGAUUUACCCCGGCCGCCUCCUCCCGCGCGGACUCGACUUAAACCUCCGUCGUUCUUUCGCCGCUUCCCCCCCCGGGGGUCAUCGUCACGGCGCUCCGACUUUUACCCACGGACGCCACCGCGUGAAGCGGUCGGCUCCCUGCAGCGUGCGCUCGCUGCUGUCACCGUCGUGUGUUUAGAGGCCUCCGCCCAGUUCCUUUUGGAGCGCCUCCCGUGGCCGCGCUGUUUGCGACCGCUCCUGCCCCCCCCGCCGCCGCCCCCUGGCAGGCAGGAGCGAAUCCGCUGCGUUGGUCCGCGUGUCGGCAAAGUCGCGACGCGGCACGAUCCGGCGGUAUCGACGGGCGGUGAAGACGCCGCUGGCGGCGGCGGCGGCAAACGGCGGCUGCGUCCGUGAGGCCAGCGUUGUCGCGAUGACAUUCCACUCGACGUUCGAAGAGCCGCGGCUUCUGGCCGACAGCGCUCCCCGUCGAUUUAAUUAUUUUAUUUUUUACCGGAAAUGUUUCAGCGUUUUGGGUGCGUGCGGAGUUCUGGGAACGAAAUUGCCGAUGUACCAUACGUGUGUAAAUACGAAACGGAAAAAGAGAGAAUGUAGAUUUAAAAACCACUAUUUAAUUAAUUCGGGCACAAGUUAGGAAAGGUACUGCGUUGUAUAUGGAAAUGAAGGAGCGGAAAUUUUUGCAGCGUUGUCGAUAUUUAUUGAUGAUAAUACGUGAAACAGGGUCUGGUGCGUACGUACGAAACUGUAGCCUCUACCCUGUUUGUGGCCAAAACUUCCCGUGCCGUGUUUAACGUGUUUCGUGGUGACGUGAAGGUCGUCCGCCGCCAAUGAAGGCUUCUUGAAACCGAAACCACUGGGGUCUCGACAAAACAUAUUUUGCAAAAAUCACCAAUAGAUCGAAAGGUUGGGCCGUACAACUCAAUUGACUUUUUUUUAGCAUCCCGCAGCCACGCAUUGGCUAAACAUUCCAAGGUGGAAACUGGGGGGACAAAGAUCAUCAUUGGCACGUGGGAGAUAAAAGAAUGAAAUGAGCUGCUACUUGUGUUACCACCAUUUCUUUAAAAAGCUUGUUUCUUCGAUAACUGCUUUUUGCGUUAAGUUUGUCGUCUUUCCCCCGCACCUCAGAUUAGGACGGCUAGCUACAUACGGUGCAAAAGAAGUUGAACAUAUGUACGCGAGAAGGCGGAAUCCCCCGUAUUCUGUGAUCGCCUCCCUCAUCGUUUCCUGCAGUAGUACGAGCGACCUUAUCGUAGAUUGCAUCCUCCCAGCAAUUUGUAUCUUAUUAAUUAUGCAUAUUAGGGUUACGCUUACACCACAACCUCCUCCCCCCACACCUCCCUUCCACCCCCCAUGGGAACUUUUAUGAGUAUAAAAUGCCGCGUCUUCUUUGUGCGGAAUUGCUCUUGCUUUGCAGCUACGGUUGAAGGCGUUUGUGCACGAGAUCUAUGUCCCGUCUCUCUGGCCGUAAUGUGUGUGUGGCGGGGUCACAUAACUUGAAGAAAUAACCCAGGGCAAAAAAGACUUUGCAAAGAUGAAAAUUAGUUUGCCCAAGACAUCUUAAACGUAAGCUUCCAAAACAGCCUCUUGGUCGGGUUUACCCUGAAAAUUAUACGUCGACGCGUAUCUCGUAGAUGUCUAACCGGAGAGCCGUAUGAGGAUUUCUGCAUGAAACUUCGAUAGGAUUUCUACCCUUCGUUGACAUGUACGUGAAGUAAUGUUUGCGUGUCUCAAGUUUACGGAGAGGCGAGUGUCUUUUGCGUGCCGCUGCCGUGUGUGCGCUUACUUUCCCCCUGCCCCGGGUUUGCGCUGCGUCUCUGAGCCCCCCUCUACCUCCCUCCUACCCCCCCCCCCCCCGAUGAUAACGCCGCUGUCGAUGGAUGUCUGACGUAGACACGUCCGGGGCCAAGGACUGACGCGAGGGUUGAAACGAUUCGCCGCCGGAGCAGAACGGGAGCGACCUCGAAGACGCAAGAUACCUCCGCUCACGGCACUUGCCCCCAAAAGUCUGUUAAGGCUAUAUGGUGGUUCUUUGACUUUGUACGUGUGUGUGUGUGUGGAAUGGUUUAAAAUUGUAAGGUUUUUAACAAUUUGUGUUGACGUAACUGGUACCGCAAGGAAUAACUUGAAGCCGACUGUUUGCAAAUGCUCCACGUAAGCUGCCGCGCCCACUUUAGAUCCCCGCACACGGUUCAUGCGUUACUUUUAUUCACCGCGCGCAGAAAAAGAUGCUCCAUUUCACUCUCGAGUCGGAGCAGGAAUACAUUUUCCCCACUCGGAAGCCGCGAUGACAUCUGCACGGUGAAAGCCCACUUCAGUUCUCAAAGCCUGGCUUCUGUUGGAGACCGAUUCGGAAACUGCCUCUGUUUACGCCUCUCAUUUGCACACCGGUAGGCGUGGGAGAGGGGGGGCGGUGGGGAGUGAUUUGACUCGCAAGAGAACCGUCGCGUGGCGUCGAUGCGCCGACGGUCGGGAUGUCAUGCGAACAUUUUGAGAGCCAGGUUUCUCUUUUUUUUUUAACUAACGACACAUCCCAAAAAGAUAAACUGCUCAGCCCCGGUGUGGACACGUAUCUAGGCCUAUGAGCAACUCGCCCAGAAUCUGCCCGAUCUCAUCGAUUCUCGGAAGCUACAUUAGGGUUGAGCCUGGAUCAUGCUGGGAUGUUUGACCGCCAUGCGUGAUAGCUGUGCCGGGCUAGGUGGUGGUGUUGUACUCUACUGUCUAUGCUCCCACAUCUAUUCCUCAUUCGCCAACCCGCACACUGACCGGCAUGGCGUGGUAGGAUCGCACGUGCCGUGGCUAUGUACGCAAUCCGGCUGUGUCAUGAGCUGUCUGCCACGAGUUUGAAGCAUCCGUAAUGAGUGUAUGAAAAGUCGUCAAAUUCACUUUCCCGUGUGCCUCCAUAGAGGUCUCUUAAACAUCGCUGCUUCUCUUGUAAAUGACUCUACCGGAGUGACAUCAUCAGUGCCACAAUGACUUACUUGAUCCGAACUUAAUGAUUUUUUUUUUUUUUACGGAGCUUCAAACUCCUGUCGGACAGAUACAUCAUCAGAUGAGAGCCGUUCUCAGGUUCGUGCGGAUCGUCUCUAAACCGGACCGGGCCCCAACGUUCAACCGGAACGGGGUGGGGGGGGGGUUACUUGACUUGUUGCGAGAAACGCCACGUGAAUGGUGAAUGGACGCGAGUUCACGUGGGCCCUCCUGGGACCCCCCCCCUUUUGCCAGCCAGGGAGUUCAGCGGGUAGACUCGUUCCUGAAAAGUGCCGCGUUAAGGGAAAACCGUUUCUCCGUAAAUAAUGCAACGGUAAACGUUUGGCGAGAUACGAUGUACUACUGCUACGCGCACACGCAGAUGGCGAGGGAAACAACGGAGGGUCCGCCGCAGUGCUGCUCUGUCAUUCCGAAGCCGCGCAGCUCAAGAAAAGUAGUUUCUCGUCGACCGCUCGGAAGCGCCGUUAUAACAGGGGGGAGCGCGUGAUGACACGCGGACCCCGUUAUAAUGGGGGGAGCGCGUGAUGACACGCGGACCCCGUUAUAAUGGGGGGAGCGCGUGAUGACACGCGGCCCCCGUUAUAACGGGGGGAGCACGUGAUGACACGCGGCCCCCGUUAUAACAGGGAAAGCGCGUUCCGCGUAGUGUCAAAAGCGUUCCCUCAUGGAAGAACAGCGUAGUAGCGAAAACGCGUUAUAGUGUUAACAAGGACACGUGAAGCCGAGGGCUUACCAUUAACGACGAGAAAGUGACAGCGAACAAAGAUGAUAAAGGGUGCUGUUGGGUUGAGAAUCGCUACAGGAGUGGCUGUGUGAAGAUAGGGAAGUCGCAGCUGUUGGGGUUAUUGCUAGGGGGGUGGUUGGCUCGUGUGGUUGGCUCGUAUGGUUAGUUAGGUUUAGUGCAAGUUGAUGAUUGGCUAACUAUGUACGUACGUAUGUUGAAUUUCUUUCACACCGUACGAAGCCAGCCGUUCUCAUCGGAGGUGCGGCGGAAGGACAAAACUAAACACAAAGUUUUAAACUAAAAUUAUGGUUAGAGAUCAUGUUCAGGGCGGGUUUGGCUAAUUGGUUCGAGUUACGGGUCUGGAGUGUGGUUGGCUAAUGUGGUUAGGGCUAGUUUAAUGGUCUGUUGGCGAGUGCGGUUAGUAUUAGAGUGAGGGGUAGGGCUCGUGUUUGGUAGGCUAGCGUAGUUUGGGCUUGGGGUUAAAGUUGGUGUUUAGUGGACUAGCGUGGUUAUGGCUCGGGCCGGUGUCUGUUUUACGACUACAUGUGGCUAGUAUCAGGUGUAGGACUUACGUGGUUAGUGAUAGGGCUGGUUGUCAGUAGGCGAGUGGUUAGGGACUAGUGUUUGGUUUGCUAGCUGGUUAGUAUUGAGGUUUUGGCGGUAGGGCCAGGCUGUGGUUAGCUAUCAAGUGGCACGGAUAUAGCCUGCCCCCCCCCCCACUACCAGGUUCUUUUCAACAUUUUUGCUCGCUUAUCACUCAACUCUCCGUGUCACAAGGGGAGGAGGGGGACUUUCGAGUGUGAACCCCUCUGUUCGUAGUCGGCGACGUCGUCCGAACGUCGAACACGCGGCACCGUCUGUCUGACAAGCGCGGCGUUGCGCUGCUGCUGCUGCAUUUAUAGCAACAACUAAAGACGAGAAAAUCGAAGUUUGCAUGGACCAGACCUGACCCCCCCCCCCCCCUGCACUUUCCACGACGUCGUGCUUUAUGACUGCUGUAAACAACAGUAAGGCCGCUUGCUGUUUGUUGAGGUAGCGGCUUCUGGGGGGGUGGUGGUUGUACACGUUGACCCACAAAGGACAGACCUCAACUCACACCCGCCCCCUCCCCUCCAGUAAAUAUUCUGAGUAUUCCCAUUGUGUUUGUUUUAAGGUAUCGAGAAUUUGAAAUGUGACCCCGCCGUCUCCAAGACCCUGUCCGAAAAAUAAGGGUGGCGAGCGAGCGAGCGAGCCAUCGCUGUGCGCAGGAGCAGGGGAGCAAUUUUAUUUUCUCGAAGGGGAUGGGAGUGUUUGCUGUGCCCCCCUCCACCCCUCUUUUGCCGGGGAUAGCAGGCCACGUCACGUGGCAGGAGGCAGCCGGACCAAUGGUUUUUGAAACUCCACAACGGUUUUAGGGGUCGAGUCAGCUUCUCGAUUAGAUAAUCCAGCGUGCAGACGGCGAUGAAACAAGCAACCCAGAUGGUGCAAAGGAAAGUGUAAAAUGGUGGGGGACUGAUGGGAAAUGUUUUUAUUUACCUGCGUGAGUUGAGUGGUGGUGGUGGGGGUGGCGGUAGAGAUGUCAAGAGUGAGCCUGGCGUUUGUUUUUUGAGCCAUCGGUUUACUUUGCCCACGCGGUUUGCGGUCAUUGCGUCGGCACUGAAUCGCUCACCCUCGGACGAGUCAGCGUGCAGCCGCCUAAUGAACCGUGGUCGCGCGGUUGACCCCCUUCAACACUGUCGGUCGGUUCACAGAAAACUGAGAGUUGACCUUAUCGCAAGUGACGUAUUCUCGUCGCACGCAGGUCAGACGUGCAAGGGUAGUUCUUAAUCGGGGCUACCUCAUUCGGACACUUGAUGUUUUAUCCAAAGCGCGUAGGGGCAUGCUGCUCGGCCAGGAAUGAUUACUACGUAGCUUCUUGUGUUUGUUUAUGUAUUGCAAUUCAAUCAGAGUAGCGGAAAAGCUUCGCACAAUCCCAGCCAAGGUCGAUUCUGUUCAGUCGCUGCCACCACCAACCACCAUCCCAAUCAUCAUCACCAUGUCUAAUGAGCCGACUUAGUGUCAUUGAAAUAAACCAUAUAUCUCAAUUCCAUUAAUCACCAUCAUCAUCAUUACCACCGUCGUCACUGCCAUUUCAUUGUGUGUCAUACAGCAGCGCACAUGUUGAGACUACCUAUACAGUAUAGUGCACGGAAAUUCAGCUCUGGUUUGUCCGAUGUGAGGCUGGUCCCCGUCAUAGGAACGUGGAAUUUCACAGCACUGGCUUCAGGACCAACAGUGGAGAUGUAUGUUCAGAGACAACCGACUCUUGUUUCACGACUUGUCGGGACCCCACCCCCGAUGUGUUUUAAGAGCAGCAAUAACUUGAGAUAAAAAAUGUUGCGUGAAUGCUGGCAUUUGCCAAGUACAUAAUUCCGCGUAUACUGUAUAUAUGUUCGUUAGGAGAGAGAUAAAAGUGUGUUUCGAGAGGAGCAGUUUGAAAAGGAAACCCCUUUUACAUGUGACAGUGUGUGCGACUUUGUGUAUGUGUGUUUUGCACUGGUCAACAGCCAAUUAUGAGCAAGCCAAUUUAACGCAAUGAAUUUCUCCCGUUUAUUAUUAUGAUCGUUUGUUAUUUAAUCAGUGGACACAUUUAGAUUUUUGGGGAUACUCUCUAAUCUGGCCAAUCGCGUGCGUACCCCGGGGGGAGGUUUGAGAAUGCGCUUUUGAGAGCCGCCGUUUGUAAGUGGCGCCGUCAACGCCAACGAUUUAAAAACGUGAACAAAAUGUAAACACCGAGGCCCCCCUGACAAAGCAGCAGCAGAUAUUAAGGGUGGGUGGGAAGGGAAGCUUGGGUGGUUAUUUACUGUCAGUGGUCAUAUUGGUAAUAAUGACUGGUUAUAGUUGUGGUUCAAGGGAGUGCUGGUAGUACUAGUGAUUGGCUGGUGUGUUCGGGUCAAAGGGGAGGGCUUGUACUCCUGGCUGGUUGUCUCGUGGGUUAGGGUUUAGCAGAAGAGCUGGCUGGCAUUAGUGGCUAGUUGGUAAGAGUUAGGGAUGGAAAGAGGGCUGGUACUAGUGAAUGUUUGGUUAGUGGGAGGGAUAGUAAUAGUGGCUGGUUGAUUAGAGAGUGGGCGAGUACUCGUGCCUAAUUGGCUAGUGGAUUGGGGCAAAUGGAAGGCUUGCAGUAGUUGCUGCUUGGCGAUUGGGUUAGGGUCAUUGGGAAGGGCCAGUACUAGUAGCUACUUGGUUAGGUUUAGUGGAAGAGCUAGUACUAGUGGCUGGGUCACUCGUGUGUUCGAGUUUGGUUGACUAAUAUGCUCAACCCCCCCCCCCUCCCCCUAAACUGGCUUGCUCUCAUCCCCAUUAUAAAGUAGGUCAUGUUCAACGUUUGGCCGGUUUUCAUUUUUCAUUUUAACAGUGCCUAACCCAACAUGAGUCUCAUCCUAAAGAACCCGGCGGUCCAUUGAUGUUGAGUUCAGGUCGGUGUUGGGUCGCGAAGGUGAAAUUUAAACUGAAGAGCCAUUCCCCCUGUUAAUUCACAGCGUGUUCUCAAAUCUUUUUCAGCCUCCCCUCGUAUCAUUUUAGUGCCUUCACGUCCGCUUGGUGCCGUAAGUCAUUUUCUUUUGGCCAAUUCAGUGCUGACGUUAAGUCAUUUGUCGAACCUUCGAGGAGUUGAGCAUAUGGAUGUUGGUAUUGGUGUUGUUUUGUUUUAAGGAUUACUGUCUGGAAGGUACUAAAUAAAACCUGUGUUAAUUAUUAUAAUCACUGUUUUAAUACGAUGCGAGUAUCAUUUAGCAUGGGCUAAAUGUCAGCCAUCUGUUAUAUCGGGCAUUGCAAAAAAAAUACCCCGUGAAAUUAUAAAGAAAAAUAAACGUCUUGUUUACAAGUUGCACAUU